CCACCUUGCCGGUUGGCCUGUCUCUGGUCCUUCAGUUCUCUGGCUCCAGGCGCCUCAGUUGGUUCACACAAUGGCCUCCUGCUGGCAGGGCCUGUGGGCCUAUCGCUCCUACCUGCUUGCAUUACUUCUGCCCAUUUUGCUACUGCCUCUGCCCAUCCUCGUUCCCACCAAGGAAGCCUACUGUGCCUACACCCUCAUCCUCAUGGCCCUCUUCUGGUGUACUGAGGCUCUGCCCCUGGCUGUCACUGCCUUCUUUCCGCUCUUCAUGUUCCCUCUGAUGGACAUCAUGGAAGCCUCUGAGGUCUGCCUUGAGUACCUCAGGGACACCAAUGUCUUGACAAUGGGGGGGUUGAUGGUGGCCGCUUCUGUGGAGCACUGGAACCUGCACAAACGCAUCGCCCUCCGGGCACUCCUCCUCAUUGGAGUGCGCCCCGCCCUGCUGAUGCUGGGCUUCAUGGUGGUCACGGCCUUCCUGUCCAUGUGGAUCAGCAACACGGCCACCUCAGCCAUGAUGGUGCCCAUUGCGCGUGCAGUCCUGGAGCAGCUGCACAAUACACAAAAGGACAUCAGAGGAGACAAUGACAACCCCACCUUUGAGCUCCAGGAACCCUGUCCCCAGAAGGAGGUGACCAAGCUUGAAAAUGGACAGGUCGAAACUGCUCCUUCAGAGCCAAGUACCAAGAGGCUCAAGGAGGAGAUCCGCUUCACCCAGGGCCUGACCCUGUGCGUCGCCUACUCGGCCAGCAUCGGGGGCACUGCCACACUGACCGGCACCACGCCCAACCUGGUGCUGCAAGGCCAGAUGAAUUCGAUCUUCCCCCAGAACCCUAACAUCGUGAACUUUGCCUCCUGGUUUGGCUUCGCCUUCCCCACCAUGGUCAUCUUGCUGCUGCUGUGUUGGAUAUGGCUACAGAUUCUCUUCUUGGGUUUCAACUUCAAGAAGAACUUUGGCUUUGGAGAUCAGGGCAAGGAGAAAAAGCAGGCAGCCUUUCAAGUCAUCUACACGCAACACAAGCUUCUGGGCCCCAUGAGCUUUGCUGAAAAGGCUGUCACUGUCCUCUUUGUCAGCCUGGUGGUUCUCUGGUUCACCAGAGAGCCAGGCUUCUUCCCUGGCUGGGGUAAUCUGGCUUUUGCCAACAGCGAGGGGGAAAGCAUGGCAUCUGACGGAACCGUGGCGAUCUUCAUCGGUGUAAUUCUAUUCAUUGUGCCAUCUGAGUUCCCAGGCCUGACCCAGGACCCAGAAAACCCAGGAAGGCUGAAGGCCCCUCCUGCCCUCCUCAACUGGAAGACAGCCAACGAGAAGAUGCCCUGGAACAUCCUGAUGAUGCUGGGGGGUGGCUUUGCCCUGGCCAAAGGUAGUGAGAGAUCCGGCCUGUCGGACUGGGUGGGGGACAAACUGUCUCCACUGCACCACGUGCCACCUCCUGCCAUUGCCAUCAUUGUCUGUCUCCUGACUGCCGCCUUCACCGAGGGCAUUAGCAACGUGGCCACCACCACCCUCUUCCUGCCCAUCCUGGCCUCCAUGGCCCAGUCCAUCUGCAUCCAUCCGCUCUACGUCAUGCUCCCUUGCACCUUGGCCUCCUCCCUGGCCUUCAUGCUGCCUGUGGCCACCCCGCCAAAUGCCUUGGUCUUCUCCUUCGGGGAUUUCAAAGUGACCGAUAUGGCCCAGGCUGGAUUCCUGCUCAACAUCAUCGGGGUGCUGGUCAUCAUGCUGGCCAUUAACAGCUGGAGCAUCCCCAUAUUCAACCUGCACACCUUUCCGUCCUGGGCCCAGUCAAACUUCACCCACUGCCUCCCUGGACAUACCAAUUCCACCAUACCCAGCCCCUAGGCUGGGGUGCAGCCUGGCCAAGCCCACCUGCAUCCUGCUCCUCUGAGCCAAGAGGAGACACUCCAAGCCCCAAGCCCAGGGCCAAGAGCCAGGAGGAAGGUCCGUGUGUGUACAAUCUCAUACAUGUCCAUGAGAAGGCAUGUGCACCCUCUCCAGAGUGUCAGAGGAAAAUGAGUGUGUCUGCAUUUGUGUGUACAUGCAUGUGUACAAACGAGAGCAUCCUGUGGGACUUCGUGUGCAGGCAUGACAGUGUACAUGUGCAUCUUCAGAAAACACACAUGUCCUUCCUUGUCUUCCCAGCUUGGGAACCAGACUCUUUUGCACAUAUUUAUUGAAACUUGGGGUUAGAGUGGCCCUGGAAGCAAGCCUGCCAUGGGCCCAGCCUCUGGGACUCCAGCCCAGCCUCCCCAGGGUUUGGGAAGGGUUCAGAUGUCAGCCACAUUAAAGCGUUUUUCAGUAGA
This is a messenger RNA of Cavia porcellus (domestic guinea pig), 2292 nucleotides long. It is a transcript of the gene Slc13a2, whose product is annotated as solute carrier family 13 member 2. The transcript is spliced from 12 exons. Gene Ontology annotation, molecular function: transmembrane transporter activity. The coding region runs from base 71 to 1831 and encodes 586 amino acids. NCBI's taxonomy places the organism in Eukaryota, Metazoa, Chordata, Mammalia, Rodentia, Caviidae. The record is from RefSeq and is a predicted model, not a curated record. Gene Ontology annotation, biological process: transmembrane transport. Gene Ontology annotation, cellular component: membrane.